GAAGCGACGCCAGAGGGCGGCGGCGGCAGGGACAAGAUGGCGGCGAGCGGCGCGGUGGCGGCGGGCGGCCCGGCGGCCCCCCGGCAGGGCCUGGGCGGGUGGCUGCGGGGGCUGCUGCGCUUCGCCGCCGACAGGAACGACUUCCGCAGGAACCUGCUGCUCAACGUGGGGCUGUUCGCCGCCGGCGUCUGGGUGGCCCGCAACCUGACGGACAUCGACCUCAUGGCCCCGCAGCCCGCGGCGUAGCGGCGGGCUAGGGAAGGAUCAGACCUGCACGGCCGAGGAGUUCGCCCUCCCCAUUCCCCAGGACCAGAAGUGCUGUGUGUAGCAGUUACAAGUUCUGAUACGCUCACGGGAGUGGCUCCCGUUCUUCUCUGCAGAGCUCCUACUCCUACAUCAAAUGUGUCCUGUUCAAAGCAACGACAACAGGGGGAAAAACUCAAGUAUGGAAGAGAGAAUUCCUGAUCAAUUCAUUCUGUAAGGAAUUGAGAAUAGUCUCCUCAAAGAUCUGAAGCCCUUGCACGCAGAAUUUUCUUCUGUAUCACCAUCUAGGUGUCUAAUUUAAUAUUAAAGUAUGUAGAAUAACGAC
This is a messenger RNA of Cygnus olor (mute swan), 589 nucleotides long. RefSeq names its product translocase of outer mitochondrial membrane 6 (gene TOMM6). NCBI's taxonomy places the organism in Eukaryota, Metazoa, Chordata, Aves, Anseriformes, Anatidae. Gene Ontology annotation, cellular component: mitochondrial outer membrane translocase complex. The transcript has 3 exons. The record is from RefSeq and is a predicted model, not a curated record. The coding region runs from base 37 to 246 and encodes 69 amino acids.